AUGAACGGAUUCUGUAAUAACAAGGCAUUUUACUGCCAUCUACUGGUUGACCCCAGGAAACUAAGGGGCAAGAUGUCUGCUUUUGCCUUCUUUGUGCAGACGUGCAGAGAAGAGCAUAAGAAAAACCCAGAGGUCCCUGUCAAUUUUGCAGAAUUUUCCAAAAAGUGCUCUGAGAGGUGGAAGACAAUGUCUGGGAAAGAGAAAGAGUCUAAAUUCGAUGAAAUGGCAAAGGCGGAUAAAGUACACUAUGAUAGAGAAAUGAAGGAUUAUGGACCAGCUGAGGGAGGCAAGAAGAAGAAGGAUCCUAAUGCCCCCAAAAGGCCACUGUCUGGAUUCUUCCUGUUCUGUUCAGAAUUCUGCCCCGAGAUCAAAUCCACAAACCCUGGCAUCUCUAUUGGAGAUGUGGCAAAAAAGCUGGGUGAGAUGUGGAAUAACUUAAAUGACAGUGAAAAGCAGCCGUAUGUCACUAAGGUGGCAAAGCUGAAGAAGUAUGAGAAGGAUGUUGCUGACUAUAAGUCAAAAGGAAAGUUGGAUAGCGCAAAAGGUCCUGCUAAAGUUGCCUGGGAAAAGAUGGAAGAAGAAGAAGAUGAGGAGGAAGAGGAGAAGGAGGAUGAAUAAAUAAACUUCGCCUGUCAAAAAAAAAGGUGAUAUCCUUCUGCAGGGCAAAAUUCAUCCAACUAAAUGUGGGUUUUGCUCCAUCACCCAGGCUGGAAUGCAGGAAUGGAAACAUGGCUCACUGCAACCUCAACCUCCUGGGCUCAACUGAUCCUCCCACCUUAGCCUCCUGGGUAGCUGGGACCACAGGUAUGUGCUGCCACACCUGGCUUGUUUAUUCAUUUAUUUUUAAACUUUGAGACAGGAUCUCAUCUGUCACCCAGGCUGGAGUACAGUGGUACUAAUGUGAUUUCACUUAUUUUGGAUGAAUAUCCAGAAGUGGAAUUACUGGCUCAUAGGGUAAUCCUAUGUUUAACUUAUUUUUUCCUUGAGACUGGGUCUUGCUAUGUUGCCCAGGGUGGACUCAAACUCCUGGGUUCAAGUGAUCCUCCUGCCCUAGCCUCCCAAGUAGCUGGGAUUACAGGGGCGCCUA
Molecule: messenger RNA, 1087 nt
Organism: Symphalangus syndactylus (siamang)
Lineage: Eukaryota; Metazoa; Chordata; Mammalia; Primates; Hylobatidae
Product: high mobility group protein B3-like
Cellular component (GO): nucleus
Molecular function (GO): DNA binding
Source: RefSeq, a predicted model, not a curated record